Molecule: messenger RNA, 1284 nt
Organism: Photinus pyralis (common eastern firefly)
Lineage: Eukaryota; Metazoa; Arthropoda; Insecta; Coleoptera; Lampyridae
Exons: 1
Coding region: 1-1284 (427 amino acids)
Cellular component (GO): nucleus
Molecular function (GO): DNA binding
Source: RefSeq, a predicted model, not a curated record
AUGUAUAAUUUAGACGAAACUGGCGUUACGACAGCACCAAAACCCGACAAAAUCGUAGCUUUAAAAGGUGCUAAACAAGUUGAUGGUAUUAACUCACACGAAAGAGGAACUUUAGUAACGCUUUGCGUGGCUGUUAAUGCAGUAGGGAACUUAAUACCGCCAAUGUUUAUUUUCCCGCGAAAAAACUACCACGAUCACUUUCUAGCAGAUGGACCAGUUGGUAGUAUCGGGGCAGCAAACGGAUCUGGAUGGAUGCAAAGUGCAGAGUUCUUGGUUUUUCUCAAGCAUUUCGUAAAGCAUGCGAGGCCAUCUCUAGAAAAUAAAAUACUUCUGCUUUUGGACAACCACGACUCACACAUCCAAAUUCAGGUAAUACAUUUCUGCCGAGAAAACGGAAUAGUGUUGCUAUCGUUCCCCCCGCACACUUCCCACAAAUUACAACCUUUGGAUAGGUCGGUAUAUAGGCCCUUGAAGAAAUAUUUCAAUACUUCCGCCGAUGAUUGGAGGAAAACUCAUCCUGGUGAAACAAUGAAUAUUUAUCAUUUACCAAGUCUUGUCAAGAAAGCUCUCCCUUUAGCUGCUACACCGUCAAAUAUUCAGGCUGGCUUCAGAUGUUCAGGAAUUUACCCAUUUAAUCGAUUUAUAUUUCCUGCUCAUGAAUUUGCUCCAGCAGAAGUUACCGACCGUCCAAUGGAAGAAGCAGGCGACUUGCAUGAUAAUGUGACCGAACAACCAUUUCCAGGGGAAACAACACCUCCUCCAGUCUUACCAGUUUCGCGUACGACAACUCCACCAGUCGAACUUAAUUCAGAAGCACAGAUCAGUAGGGAGAUAAAUGAUGAAACGAAUAAGAACAUCUACGCGGCAGGUCCUUCCAAUUCGCGAAAUUCCUCUAUUAUUUCUCUAAAGGAAAUACGUCCAUUGCCUAAGGCUAAAUUCGACAAACCGAAGCGAAAAGGUAGGGCCUCAAUGAAGAGUGCAAUUUGGACAGACACGCCUGAGAAGAAGCAGUUAGAGCAGGGAAAACAAAAAAAUGUCCCCAAACGAAAUUUCGCAAAAAGUAAAAAUGGGAAGCUCGUCAAGAAACGGAAAACUACUACACCUGUUCAUGAUGUAAGUAGUUCAGAAGAGGAGGAAUGUUUCUGCCUGGUCUGCGUAGAGCCAUGGUCUUCCAGUACUAAUAGAGAGGUUUGGGUGCAGUGUCUUUCUUGUAAACGGUGGUCCCACCAAAAGUGCACCAAAGGCGAUGAUCUCUAUUACUGCCACAACUGUGAGUCCGAAUAG